UCCUGCAUGGGGGCAUUCUUUUUUCUUCCAUUUCCUUUUGCCCUACCUUCUCUCCUCUUUCUCCGUUCUUCGUCUCUCUCCCGCGUUAUUCAUCUUCAUCCUUCUAAUGGAGACUACUUUUGAGCCUGAUCUAAUUAACGCUAUCUUCAAGAUCAUCUGGAAACGAAAUGCUCUAAAGCGCGAGAAGAAUGAAGGAGCUGGUACUUCUGAGGCCGACAUGGCAGUUGGAAUGCUGAAAAAAACUCGGCCCACCUCUGCUAAUGCAAAUGCUCUGAAGCUUAGCUGUGAACUCAUGCACAUUUUUGUCUCAGAGGCUGUUCAGCGUGCUUCUACAAUUGCUGAAACUGAGGGCGCCAGCAAAAUAGAAGCAACACAUCUCGAAAGGAUCCUUCCACAGUUACUUUUAGAUUUUUAAGACUGCAACAAUUUCUAAAUUUUAGAUCUGAGCAGUUUUUUGGUAAUGUUUGGAUAGUUUGCAUAACAAUGACUUUGGAUAACAGUUUUACUAGGGAUUUUUAUUUAGAACUUAACUACAACUGCAACUUUUAUACUGUUGCUCAUUUUAGAAAUAAUUUGCUUGUAGAAAGGUUUAGCA
Molecule: messenger RNA, 595 nt
Organism: Impatiens glandulifera
Lineage: Eukaryota; Viridiplantae; Streptophyta; Magnoliopsida; Ericales; Balsaminaceae
Product: protein MHF2 homolog
Exons: 6
Coding region: 107-415 (102 amino acids)
Biological process (GO): resolution of meiotic recombination intermediates; DNA repair; kinetochore assembly
Cellular component (GO): Fanconi anaemia nuclear complex; FANCM-MHF complex
Source: RefSeq, a predicted model, not a curated record